Messenger RNA from Penicillium oxalicum, 1272 nucleotides. Its product is annotated as putative oxidoreductase. The transcript has 2 exons. The coding region runs from base 1 to 1272 and encodes 423 amino acids. The record is from RefSeq and is a predicted model, not a curated record. NCBI's taxonomy places the organism in Eukaryota, Fungi, Ascomycota, Eurotiomycetes, Eurotiales, Aspergillaceae.
AUGCCCAUCCCUAUCAUUGCACAUGGCAUCCAGGAGGGGAUUGAUACCAUCCCAUAUGCCUGGUCUGUCAUCAAGACAGCGCCAUGGAUCCUCCUACUUGCUGCGCUCAAGUAUUAUUUUGGUGGCGCCCGCAACACCUCCGAGAGAUUGAUGCACUCCAAGGUGGUGAUGGUGACGGGUGGUACAUCGGGGAUAGGAGCCUCGGUGGUCCGCGAACUAGCCGCUCGUGGUGCCCAAGUCAUCCUGCUGACGACACAACCUCCAUCCGACUUCUUUCUCGUCGAAUACAUUGAAGACCUGCGCCGGAUGACCGGGAGUCAAUUGAUUUACGCCGAACAAGUCGAUCUUUCCUCGCUCCAUUCCAUUCGAACCUUUGCCACAAAAUGGAUCGACAAUAACCCUCCUCGCCGUCUCGACGCCGUCGUCCUCUGCGGUGGCGUCGCUGUGCCCUCGGGUGCGCGCCAGAACACCAUUGAUGGAAUCGACGAGGAAUGGCAGGUGAACUAUCUCGCCAAUUUCCACCUGCUGAGCAUUCUCAGCCCAGCGCUCCGUGUCCAACCCGCGCACCGCGACGUACGAGUGGUAUUUGCAACCUGCUCAAGCUACAUCGGCGCAAAAUUCAACCUGGAUAUCGUCAAGAGAGAAAAACUCACCCCGGGCACCACAACCGCCUCCGUGAAAAACAAGUCCAAAUUCAAUCCCAACACUCCACCCCCCGCUUCGACCAAGGAUAUCUACGCCCUGAGCAAAUUCACCCUCAUGACUUUCGCCCACUCCUUCCAACGUCACCUGAACGCGUAUAAACGGCCAGACGGUCUUCCGCCUUGCACCCGAGUUCUCGUCGUUGAUCCGGGCUUGUCACGCACCCCCGGCACUCGUCGCUGGCUGACCGGUGGCUCCCUAUUGGGUCUUCUUCUCUAUCUGCUCACCUGGCCACUGUGGUGGUUAAUCCUCAAGUCGCCCGACCAGGGUGCACAGAGUAUUCUGUAUGCUCUGAUGGAGGAAACAUACGGUCGUGGAGGGGGGGGCUGGAUGAUCAAAGAAUGUCGGGAAGUGGACUGUGCCCGGCGUGAUGUCCGCGACGAGGACCUGGGUAAGCGCGUGUGGGAAUUCAGUGAGAAACAGAUCGAAGAGGCUGAAAAGGAGGGUGCGGUGAGACGCGCAUUGGAGAAAAAGGAGAAAGAAGCAGCCGAGGAGAAAACGGCUCGGAAGGAGACAGCUUCAAAUAAAGAGAAAAGUGCUGGAUCAAGGAGGAGUCGAAAGGCCAAAUAG